GUGGCGCGGAAAGUGUGGUUUCACCUGGUAGAUGAAGCUACUGGCGGCGCGUUCUUGCAUCACAAGGUGUCAUCUGGGUCAUCUGGUGGUGUCUGCGAUAUCGACGACCUCCGCAAGAAGAUUCGCAGUAACUAUCGGCGCGAAGAACCGGAUAUUCUGGCUCACAUUGUGGUCAACCAAUUGGAUGUCUAUGCCAACAGGAAAGCAUUCGACGAUGAGAAAGCGCAGCCUUUGGAUCCGAGGCCAUCGUUGAGUAGUCUCGAUGCGCAAGACACGCAAAUCGUGGUAGUGCCGACGCAGCAUCUUGUUCCUCGCACUGUAGCACCAGCGGCCGAACUGAUGGAAAUUCCAAGCACCAUUGGCCUCACUGACAGAAUGGACCAUUAG
Messenger RNA from Phytophthora sojae, 387 nucleotides. RefSeq lists its product as hypothetical. The record is from RefSeq and is a predicted model, not a curated record. The transcript has a single exon. Lineage: Eukaryota; Oomycota; Peronosporomycetes; Peronosporales; Peronosporaceae. The annotation marks the transcript as partial.